This is a messenger RNA of Penicillium subrubescens, 1314 nucleotides long. RefSeq lists its product as uncharacterized. Bases 1 to 1314 code for a protein of 437 amino acids. The transcript has a single exon. Lineage: Eukaryota; Fungi; Ascomycota; Eurotiomycetes; Eurotiales; Aspergillaceae. The record is from RefSeq and is a predicted model, not a curated record.
AUGCAUACAGCACCAUCAAGCGUGCCGACUCAAGACAGACAAGAGGAGCCGCAGGGACUGAGUGGAGUGCGACAAAGCAUGUCACGGGACCAUUUGAGACGACGGCGAAGGUGUAAGGUUCAGAUACGCGGGCUUACUUCACACCGCACGACCGAGAGGGGACAAGAACCUAUGGAGCGGAACUUACCAAACACGGAAACCCAGGAUCAGGAUAUGUUAGAUCAAAGCAGUCCUCGCGAUGAAAAUAUUUCUCUUCCGGAAUCAAAUAUCGAGACAGCUCCGAUCGAUUCAGCGAUGGCUUCUCCAUAUGGUUCUCAUUACAGUACUGGCCCUAGAGAUGCAGAUACCACCAGUAAUUGUACGAGAAUCUCCUUUGAAGCAAAUACACCUGAGCAAGACCCGGGCGGAGGAUCCUUGACCGUGGCGCCAGAUCCACAAGAUGCUCACGAUGAUCAGGUCAGGGUUAAUAAUGCACUCCCGCCGGCGUCCCCAGAGUCUGAGGCAGACCAUUCGUCAAAUAUCAGUGGCCAUCCUGGGCAGCCAGGGUUGGAUGCAUACCUUGCCCAUUUACGGAGAGCUCAGGAAGAGCAGGAACGAUUGGAACAGGAACUGGAGCGUGAGCGGCUUAAUGAAGAGCUCGGUCUGUCCAACCAAGGGCAACUGCCUCCAGGGGAUUCGCCUCAAUUUGAGGAUAGACAAAAUUCACUAGCACCGGCCUCUGAUAACGAGCCAGCGGCACCAGUGCACGCGGACAUCGAGCACCCAAGUUCUGCUCCAAACGUCACCAGUCACGAUCUAUCGCCAGUUUCCCGCCGUGAAGGACAGCCAGAACUCACAGUGAAGAACCCGGAUCAGAUAAGACCGAUUUCCCGGGACGUUGUCAGAACGCUCUCUACUCACGCCUCUUCCACCGAUGAAUCCAGGGCUGGAGAAGCGGACUCGUCUCAACCACAGCAAGGGCCUGUCGAGAUUCAGUUCUUGGCUCUUGAACGAGAACAAUGGAGGCAGUCCGAUCGUCUCCUCGUAGACCCGUCAGACCCGUCGCCGCUAGAGCGACUUGCGCGAAAGUAUUUACGGAAAGGUUAUUCACUGUACGAUGCAUAUCUUCAACAUCUCAGGCCAGCGCAAUGUUUCCGGGCGGCCACCGUCGAUGGCGAAAAUUCCAUAUUCAUGAUUUCCGAGCAUGAAGAGCGGGAACUUGUCGCUGCAGGCCGGCUCACCCAGGAGAGGCUACUUCUAACAAUGGCCUCUCAAGCUCUGGAUAGGAUAGAAGAGGAAACGCCUGGUCGUUCUGUGACGCAGAGAAUAUCAUGA